AUGAAAAAUGUCAGAAACCGAGGCAGAUCGGAGUUCCAGUCGCGUCUCAAGGGCGGGAAUGGCGAGGCUAAACCUCCGACAUUUGCUUGGGCUAAGAUGUCGCGCCUGAAGGCUUUGGUGUUGCUCGGUCUCGUCACAGCCGUCUAUGCACGGAGUGUGGUCGGACCGGCGCUGAAGCCCUCGUCACGCAGAUCGAAAAUGACGAGGAGAUGGAGAGCGUCAUCUGGCGUCGGCUCCAUCAACUCCAUCAGAACAGCGGAGGGUCAGCCUCUCUCCCGCUCGCUGCCCCCACAGUGCACAGCAGAGGGCUUCUUUCCCCAACCCGGUUCUUGCACGGAUUUCUACCGGUGUGUGGACUGGACAGGUACCGGGACACGGUUCUCUGCCUUCCGUUUCAACUGUCCUUAUGGCACGGUUUUCGACGACGACCUCGAUAUCUGCAACCACCCUGCGGCGGUGAAGAACCCUCCCGAAUGCUCCGGCGCUGCUGGAAACCUGCCAUUGCCUGAACCUCCUGGUGUGGACGCAGGAGGAGUUGGAGGAACUGGAGGAGUUGGAGGAACUGGAGGAGUUGGAGGAACUGGAGGAGUUGGAGGAGUUGGAGGAACUGGAGGAGGAGUUGGAGGAACUGGAGGAGUUGGAGGAUCCCCUGCAAUCCCAGGAACUCCUGGUAUCCCUGCAGUCCCUGGUACUCCAGGCACCCCUGGUACUCCUGGAAUCCCUGCAGUUCCUGGUACUCCUGGAACUCCUGGUACCCCUGGAAUCCCUGCAGUCCCUGGUACUCCUGGAACCCCUGGUACCCCUGGAAUCCCUGCAGUCCCUGGUACUCCAGGCACCCCUGGUACUCCUGGAAUCCCUGCAGUUCCUGGUACUCCAGGCACCCCUGGUACUCCUGGAAUCCCUGCAGUUCCUGGUACUCCUGGAACUCCUGGUACCCCUGGAAUCCCUGCAGUCCCUGGUACUCCUGGAACCCCUGGUACCCCUGGAAUCCCUGCAGUCCCUGGUACUCCAGGCACCCCUGGUACUCCUGGAAUCCCUGCAGUCCCUGGUACUCCAGGCACCCCUGGUACUCCUGGAAUCCCUGCAGUUCCUGGUACUCCUGGUACUCCUGGAAUCCCUGCAGUUCCUGGUACUCCUGGAACUCCUGGUACUCCUGGAAUCCCUGCAGUCCCUGGUACUCCUGGAACCCCUGGUACCCCUGGAAUCCCUGCAGUCCCUGGUACUCCUGGAAUCCCUGCAGUCCCUGGUACUCCUGGAACCCCUGGUACCCCUGGAAUCCCCGCAGUCCCUGGUACCCCUGGAAUCCCCGCAGUCCCUGGUACUCCAGGCACCCCUGGUACCCCUGGAAUCCCCUCAGUCCCAGGUACUCCUGGAACCCCUGGUACCCCAGGAAUCCCCGCAGUCCCAGGUACUCCUGGAACCCCUGGUACCCCUGGAAUCCCCGCAGUCCCAGGCACUCCUGGAACCCCUGGUACCCCAGGAAUCCCCGCAGUCCCUGGUACUCCUGGAACCCCUGGUACCCCUGGAAUCCCCGCAGUCCCUGGAACUCCUGGUACUCCUGGAACCCCUGGUACCCCUGGAAUCCCUGCAGUCCCUGGUACUCCUGGAACCCCUGGUACCCCUGGAAUCCCCGCAGUCCCUGGUACUCCAGGCACCCCUGGUACCCCAGGAAUCCCCGCAGUCCCUGGUACUCCUGGAACCCCUGGUACCCCUGGAAUCCCCGCAGUCCCUGGAACUCCUGGUACUCCUGGAACCCCUGGUACCCCUGGAAUCCCUGCAGUCCCUGGUCCUGCAGUCCCUGGUACUCCUGGAACCCCUGGUACCCCUGGAAUCCCCGCAGUCCCAGGUACUCCUGGAACCCCUGGUACCCCUGGAAUCCCCGCAGUCCCUGGUACUCCCGGUGCUGUUAUCCCUAGUGGUACAAAUGUCCCAGGAACAGAAGCUAGUGGUGGGACCCCUGGUAUUCCCGGUACCUCUGGUACUCCUGGAACACCUGUAGUCCCAGGUACUCCUGGUACUCCUGGAACUGCUGGUACUCCUGGAACCCCUGGUACCCCUGGAAUCCCUGCAGUCCCUGGUACUUCUGGAACCCCUGGAAUCCCCGCAGUCCCUGGUACUCCUGGAACCCCUGGUACAACUGGAAUCCCCGCAGUCCCUGGUACUCCUGGAACCCCUGGUACUCCUGGUACCCCUGGAAUCCCCGCGGUCCCUGGUACUCCUGGAACCCCUGGUACUCCUGGAACAGCUGGUAUUCCUGGCGCUGUUAUCCCUAGUGGUACAGGCACUCCCGGAACCCCUGGUAACCCUGGUACCCCUGGAAUCCCCGCGGUCCCUGGUACUCCUGGAACCCCUGGUACUCCUGGAACCCCUGGUACCCCUGGAAUCCCCGCAGUCCCUGGUACCCCUGAAAUCCCCGCAGUUCCAGGCACUCCUGGAACCCCUGGUACCCCUGGAAUCCCUGCAGUCCCUGGUACUCCUGGAAGCCCUGGUACCCCUGGAAUCCCUGCAGUCCCUGGUACUCCUGGAACUCCUGGUACCCCUGGAAUCCCCGCAGUCCCUGGUACUCCUGGCACCCCUGGUACCCCUGGAAUCCCCGCGGUCCCUGGUACUCCUGGCACCCCUGGUACCCCUGGAAUCCCCGCGGUCCCUGGUACUCCUGGAACCCCUGGUACUCCUGGAACAGCUGGUAUUCCUGGCGCUGUUAUCCCUAGUGGUACAGGCACUCCCGGAACCCCUGGUAACCCUGGUACCCCUGGAAUCCCCGCGGUCCCUGGUACUCCUGGAACCCCUGGUACUCCUGGAACCCCUGGUACCCCUGGAAUCCCCGCAGUCCCUGGUACCCCUGAAAUCCCCGCAGUUCCAGGCACUCCUGGAACCCCUGGUACCCCUGGAAUCCCUGCAGUCCCUGGUACUCCUGGAACUCCUGGUACCCCUGGAAUCCCCGCAGUCCCUGGUACUCCUGGCACCCCUGGUACCCCUGGAAUCCCCGCGGUCCCUGGUACUCCUGGCACCCCUGGUACCCCUGGAAUCCCCGCGGUCCCUGGUACUCCUGGAACCCCUGGUACCCCUGGAAUCCCCGCAGUCCCAGGCACUCCUGGAACCCCUGGUACCCCUGGAAUCCCCGUAGUUCCUGGUACUCCUGGAACACCUGGUACUCCUGGAACCCCUGGUACCCCUGGAAUCCCCGCGGUCCCUGGUACUCCUGGCGCUGUUGUCCCUAGUGGUACAGGCACUCCUGGAACCCCUGGAAUCCCCGCAGUCCCUGGUACUCCUGGAACCCCUGGUACUCCUGGAACCCCUGGUACCCCUGGUACCCCUGGAAUCCCUGCAGUCCCUGGUACUCCUGGAACCCCUGGUACUCCUGGAACCCCUGGUACCCCUGGUACCCCUGGAAUCCCCGCAGUCCCUGGUACUCCUGGUACCCCUGGAAUCCCCGCGGUCCCUGGUACUCCCGGUGCUGUUAUCCCUAGUGGUACAGGCACUCCUGGAACCCCUGGUACCACUGGUACCCCUGGAAUCUCCGCGGUCCCUGGUACUUCUGGAACCCCUGGUACUCCUGGAACACCUGGUACUCCUGGCGCUGUUAUCCCUAGUGGUACAGGCACUCCUGGAACCCCUGGUACCCCUGGAAUCCCCGCAGUCCCUGGUACUCCUGGAACCCCUGGUACCCCUGGAAUCCCCGCAGUCCCUGGUACUCCUGGAACCCCUGGUACCCCUGGAAUCCCCGCAGUCCCUGGUACUCCCGGUGCUGUUAUCCCUAGUGGUACAAAUGUCCCAGGAACAGAAGCUAGUGGUGGGACCCCUGGUAUUCCCGGUACCUCUGGUACUCCAGGAACACCUGUAGUCCCAGGUACUCCUGGUACUCCUGGAACCCCUGCAAUUCCUGGUACUCCUGGAACAUCUGGUACUCCCGGUGCUGUUAUCCCUAGUGGUACAGGCACUCCUGGAACCCCUGGUACUCCUGGAAUCCCCGCAGUCCCUGGUACUCCUGGAACCCCUGGUACCCCUGGUACCCCUGGAAUCCCCGCAGUCCCUGGUACUCCUGGCACCCCUGGUACCCCUGGAAUUGGUACAGGCACUCCUGGAACCCCUGGAAUCCCCGCAGUCCCUGCUGGUAUCCCUGGAAUCCCCGCAGUCCCUGGUACUCCAGGCACCCCUGGUACCCCUGGAGUCCCCGCAGUCCCUGGUACUACUGGAACCCCUGGUACCCCUGGAAUCCCCGCAGUCCCUGGUACUCCAGGCACCCCUGGUACCCCUGAAAUCCCCGCUGUCCCUGGUACUCCUGGCACCCCUGGUACCCCUGGAAUCCCCGCAGUCCCAGGCACACCUGGAACCCCUGGUACCCCUGGUACCCCCGGCAUCCCCGCAGUUCCAGGCACUCCUGGAACCCCUGGUACCCCCGAAAUCCCCGCAGUUCCAGGCACUCCUGGAACCUCUGGUACCCCUGGAAUCCCCGCAGUCCCUGGUACUCCUGGAACCCCUGGUACUCCUGGUGCUGUUAUCUCUAGUGGUACAAAUGUCCCAGGAACGGAAGGUAGUGGUGGUACUCCUGGAACCCCUGCAAUCCCUGGUACUCCUGGAAUCCCCGCAGUCCCUGGUACUCCUGGCACCCCGGGUACCCCUGGAACCCCCGCAGUCCCUGGUACCCCUGGAAUCCCCUCCGUUCCAGGCACUCCGGGAACACCUGGUACUCCCGGCACCCCUGGAACACCUAGUGGUACAAAUGUCCCAGGAACGGAAGGUAGUGGUGGUACUCCUGGAGCCCCUGUAGUCCCAGGUACUCCUGGUACUCCCGGUAUCCCUGGUACUCCUGGAACCCCUGCAAUCCCUGGUACCCCUGAAAUCCCUGCAGUCCCUGGUACUCCCGGAACCCCUGGUACUCCUGGUACCCCUGGUACUCCUGGAAUUCCCGCAGUCCCUGGUACUCCCGGAACCCCUGGUACUCCUGGAAUCCCUGCAGUCCCUGGUACUCCUGGUACCCCUGGAAUCCCUGCAGUCCCUGGUACUCCUGGAACCCCUGGUACCCCUGGUACUCCUGGAAUCCCCGCAGUCCCUGGUACUCCCGGAACCCCUGGAACCCCUGCAAUCCCUGGUACCCCUGGAAUCCCUGCAGUCCCUGGUACUCCUGGAACCCCCGCAGUCCCUGGUACUCCCGGUACCCCUGGUACUCCUGGCACCCCUGGAAUCCCCGCAGUCCCUGGCACUCCUGGAACCCCUGCAAUCCCUGGUACCCCUGGAACCCCUGCAGUCCCUGGUACUCCUGGAACCCCUGCAGUCCCAGGCACUCCUGGUACUCCUGGAACAAAUGUACCAGGAACUGAACCUAGUGGUGGGACCCCUGGUACUCCUGGUACUUCUGGAACCCCUGGUACUCCCGGAACACCUGGUAUUCCCGCAAUCCCAGGCACUCCUGGAACCCCUGGUACUCCCGGAACACCUGGUACUCCAGCAAUCCCAGGCACUCCUGGAACCCCUGGUACUCCCGGAACACCUGGUACUCCAGCAAUCCCAGGCACUCCUGGAACCCCUGGUACUCCCGGAACACCUGGUACUCCAACAAUCCCAGGCACUCCUGGAACCCCUGGUACUCCCGGAACACCUGGUACUCCAGCAAUCCCAGGCACUCCCGGAACCCCUGGUACUCCCGGAACACCUGGUACUCCAGCAAUCCCAGGCACUCCUGGAACCCCUGGUACUCCCGGAACCCCAGGUACUCCAGGAACCCCUGGUACUCCUGGAACACCUGGUACUCCUGCAAUCCCUGGCACUCCCGGAACCCCUGGUACUCCCGGUAGUUCUGGAAGUAUCGGCGGGGGUGUAGGUGUUGCGCGACCCCCUCCCUUCACCCUGAUGUGUUACCAUGACAACAAGUACCGUCGCCACCCACUCUUCUGCAACAGUUACUACUACUGCAUAUGGGAUGGUCUUAACUGGAAUUUCCCCAUCUUCACCUGUCCUGCGGCACUGAUCUUUGAUGAAGAAACUCAACAGUGCUCUUAUCCAGAUGACACCAAGCCUUGUGAUACCCAGUUAGCACCGUACCCUACUCCUCAACCUACGAAGCCGGUUCCCGAAGUAACGACUCCUCAGUCUGUCGAAACAACAACACAGAAAAACUGGCAGGUUGAUGAAUCAAGCAAAUACGCAUGCCCAGCACCAGGCUAUUAUCCCUUCGAAGGUGACUGUGUCAGGUUCUACAAGUGUGUUGAGCUUGAAGAUGGAAGUCUGAAAGGCCUACUGUACAAAUGCCCUAAUGGAUAUGGCUACUCCGAGGAACGUCAGCGGUGCUGGCCUGAAGAGGACCUCCCUGCGUGCCGAAGAAUCAUUCAAGACGCUCAUCUUCGACUAGAAUCUGCUACGCCAGUCUAUCCUGCAGACCUCUUCUGGUUCUUUAAUAACAAGAAGUAAUUCGAGUCUUCUUUGCCAAGGUGGAGUUGAUACACACGCGAUCAGUCUGAGGCAUUAAUUACUAUGUUUCUCUGACAAGGAGAAAUAUCUUAAGACUGAUUGCCAUCCGGUCUUGGUUCUUUGCCAACACAAAAUAUUCUGUCCGUGAAUAUCUCUAUGAUAUGUUGCCCUAAAAAAAGAUGUAUUGUUCACUGGGACUCACACCGCCCCUGCUUAGGUGUAGGAUCUACUGUAUUUGUAAAGUCUUACGUAGUGCAAUAUGUACAAAUUACCAUGGAUUUUACUUCCAAAUAAUGCUUUUUACAAACAGCCAAAGAAGUAAACCCAGCAAAUUAAAGGACUGACAUGCAGCUCUGUCAAAUAUAGCAUUCAAGGGAUGGUGAAUAUACAGUUAUUUAUGAGCCUCAGAGAAACACCACCAGCACACCAAACGCUGCUGUUGCCACCUGCUCGCAGACAGCUGAGAAAUUUGAAGCUGUGUAGUUUAUUCCCUCGGUAGUUCGUAUUAUCACUUAAUACAUGUUUCAGCGUUAUCUUCAUGCUCCCUCAAAGUGACAAAUAACAUUGUCGGGCAUUCAAAAGGCUGGGGAUGCGCUGAAUCAUGUAUUAGACUUAGGCAUUACUCUCACGUUAUUGUGUAGCUAAGGUUGUUGAAGCGGUCUGAUGCUAAUUUUCAAGGGAAAAGACCGAUUGAGAAUGGCAACAACUAUAGCCACUGAUAUUUUUGUGAGAAUUUCAGUCAUGUGCCAAACCAGCAAGCAAAAUAUUCACGCUGCUUUUUAAUUUCUGUGUACAUUAUUUAUUCUAUUUAUUCUAUUUAUGUAUGCCAUUGUUGCUUUACAAUUGUUAUUUGAAUUGUUGAUAAAUAUUGGUUGAAAUAAAGAAAUAUAUAAAUGUA
Penaeus chinensis is the source of this 7306-nucleotide messenger RNA. RefSeq names its product collagen alpha-5(IV) chain-like. Gene Ontology annotation, cellular component: extracellular region. Bases 1 to 6408 code for a protein of 2135 amino acids. Lineage: Eukaryota; Metazoa; Arthropoda; Malacostraca; Decapoda; Penaeidae. Gene Ontology annotation, molecular function: chitin binding. The record is from RefSeq and is a predicted model, not a curated record. The transcript is spliced from 10 exons.